CGAUUGACGCGCCACUGCUGUGUGGUGAAAACUCAUUCGUCCCCUUGACGAGUCAUCGCCAGAGAAGAGCCCUCAGCCCGGAGCGGACGGAGCCGCUGUCUGAUAGCAACAAAACGGGGGAAAUCAGUUAUGCACAGCGGAUUUAUCUCGUUAGAUAGACCUGAAGGGAGCAUACCGACGGCCUCAGAAGCGGACUGGACACCGACGCGGAUUGGGAUGUUGCAUGUUUGAGCGAGGCUGUUGCUUGUUGGGGUCUGGACCCGAACACAGAAAGUAGUACCACCGUUACCUCAGCGAGCGAACUUGGCACCUCUGUGCGGUGGGAGGUGUCUGUCUGUCGGCAUUGGCUUCCCUAACGUACCGCUGCCCCCGUUGCUUGGAACCUUGUUUCAAAUGGUUGUAGAGUUUUUUUUAAUAAUUAGCUUAUUUUCGUGUGUUUUGGGGAAACCCACUGUGGCUUUAAUGUGACGCACCAAAUUAGAUGUUUGCACCACAGACGAUCUCCGCUGCCUGCAGAGGACUUUAAAGGCUCGUUUGUCAAGUUUUUUCUUCGUUUUGCUCUUCCAGCGGUGCCAACACAGCCCACACCAAUGUGAGAGAGACAAGAACUCAAGCAGACCUAGCUGGGUCUGGUUAGGCCAGCCUAGCCUUCCGUCUGGCUCUACCGGACAGACCAACAACUCCUCCUUGCAUUUCAACAGACCGGAACACACUUCCAAUUCCAAAUCCCCUCACUCAUUCUGGGAGACCAUAUUGGUCGGAUCACGCUCCAGUCCUUCCAUGCUGUGGUGGUCCCUGUCUGGAUGUUGGCAGCAGGAUGGAUCCAGGUGUUAAUCUGACCAGUGGUAGCUCACUGCAGUGCUUGCAACACUCCUCCUUGGAUUACUCUCUGUCCCUCCCGUCCUCAAUCUCGAAGCCCCUUCCUCACACCUGGGGCACCCCCCGGACAUGUAUGGAAGGGCCCUAUAGGAACUGUAACUUGUCUUGUUAAAACAGCUGCCAUUGCUCAAAGGAAGCACUGUUAAUAGGUCCUUGCAAACUUUAAAACGGAACAAGGGUUUCAACCCCAUUGCCUUUUGUUUGAGAGCUUCUCACUUCAGAGGGGAGCCGAAACGUUGUGGUCUGUUUCCACUUCUAAAGGUUACACAUUCACAUUGAAAUAUCUUUAUUUAUAUGUCCACAUUUUCUAAUUUUGGGGUCUGCACCUUGUGGAAGAAUGUCUGAAAGCAGCAGCAAAGCAGUGAAAUUUAUUGCCCCUGCACCCCCUGCAUCCUACAACUCCCCCUGUCCAUCACCUCAAACCUCCCACAAGAAUGUGAAUGGCUCUGCCAGUUCAGACACGCAUGUCGUGGAGAAGCUCGACGAACAGCCCGUGGUGCGGCGGCGGCGCCACACAAUGGACAGGGACUCCAAAACAGCUGAGCACCGUUUCUUCCGCCGCAGUGUUAUUUGUGACUCAAACGCUACAGCCUUGGACCUGCCCAGCAAGGCAGCAGUGAUACUCACCUCACCUCCAGACUGUGGAGGAACUCCCGCCUUCUUGUCUCCACAUCGAUAUGGGCCAGAGGAGUAUGACUCUGAUGGUGAGGAGGGCAGAAGAGGGCCCUGUCUACAAAGUACCAGCCUCCCGCCUUACCUAAGCCUUGGUGGGACAUUUGCAUCAGGGCACAUACAAAGUGCUGGGGUGGAUUUAGAGGCCAGUGUCAUCACUAUUGUUGUUCCCACCAUCAGGAAAGCUGAUAAUAGUGCAGACAAGACAAAAGAACCCAUCCCGACAGCAUUGGAUGUUGCAGACAAUACCAUUCACAGCAAACCUGAUGUGACAUUGCAUCCCAGAGGAAUCCAAGAUUCACAACAGGCACCAAAAGACGGGAAAGUGAUUGAACCUGUGAUAGAGGAGAGCAUUAGUAGUCCCACGGAGGAGAAAGACAGGGAGACAGAAGAAGGGAAGGGUGUUGCAAAGGCUCGAGCCGAGCAGAGGGAAGUUGAUAAACGAUUACAAGAGGAUACAGAGGAGGCUGAGACCAGAGCUGUGGGGACUUCACCAGAUGGACGCUUCCUGAAGUUCGACAUCGAGAUCGGAAGAGGGUCUUUUAAGACGGUCUACAAGGGACUUGAUACUGAAACUACAGUGGAAGUGGCAUGGUGUGAGCUACAGGUAAGUCCAGUACCAGAACACUCUUACGUCAUGCCUUACCAUGUAUCUAAUCCAACAUCAGCUGUGAACCUGACUUCUUUCUUUCUUUCUUUCUUUCUUUCUUUCUUUCUUUCUUUCUUUCUUUCUUUCUUUCUUUCUUUCUUUCUUUCUUUCUUUCUUUCUUUCUUUCUUUCUUUCUUUCUCUCUCUCUCUCUCUCUCUCUCUCUCUCUCUCUCUCUCUCUCUCUUUCUCUUUCUCUUUCUCUUUCUCUUUCUCUUUCUCUCUCUCUCUCUCUUUCUCUCUUUCUUUCUCUCUUUCUUUCUCUCUUUCUCUCUCUUUUAUGUGUUUUUAUUUUGAUAAACUAAUUUGCUUCAGAGAACUUCCUGCCUACCCAGAUAGUUUUCUGUAAGUGGCUUAUGUGAUCUGAGAACUUCCUGGUUAGGACAGAUUAAAACUGCAGAUUGGUGUUUUAAAAAAUUUAGUAGACUUCUAGUGCUUUUCUGUAGCUCAAACACUUCUUUUUCUCUGACUCAUGCUUUACUGUCACUUUCGCAAACGUGCUUUCUGGUGCACAUGGUUGCUUUUACGCCGUGUGUGAACGGAUAAUGUGGUGAAACGGAUAACCACCACCAUGAGUUGCACAAUGCCUAUUGAAUGUAAGAGGAUGCCAAACGGCUGCGGCCUAAACGUUGGUGGCUUUGAGUUCCUGAUGAUGUCAGUUUGAUGAGUUGGUAAUUAAAUGUCAUAAAUAUGGCUGUUUGACAUCUCUAAAAUACUGGGCGUAGACAGGUAAGCUCUUUUGAUGUUUAAAAGUAAACAAGAAUCCUAAAAACAAGAUGGCAUACACUGUAUUGUUACUUCAUUAAAAUGCCCUGAAGCAACUUCUGCAGCAAGUGUGUUUUUGUUAGAGAAAGUGAGGCUUCAAGAGAGAAGAGUUGACAUAAGGUGGAGUGCAAUAUUUCUUUAAUUAGUGGCAAGCGAAGGGAGAAUCAGAAAACAAAAAUAUAUUUUUGAGGUUGUGUAGAAGUAGGCGCAGAGCCAGGAGUGCGUUCAUCAGCUGGAGAUGUAGAAUAACAGUUUCUGCUAGUCAUAUGACAUGACUGAGCUGGGGAAGAAAAACACUGACAGAGACUCACGUGGAACUGCUCAGUCAGAUGAAACACUUGUUGCUAUGCCAAAGAAACAAAUAUUCUGGAUUUAACAAGUGCAUUGCAGUGCAUGUGGGAAAUGUUCAGGCAUUAGCGGCCAAACAUGCAAUUCCUAAACAUGCUUCUUUAUGCUGUUUCACUCGGCUUUAUGGCAGAUUUAGUUCCAACCAGAGAUGGCCCGAAGAGGUCGGGCCGUAUGGAUAAAGAGGUUAUUUUUAUAACUUCUUUUUCAGGAGCAUGUGGUUGUUUUUCUGUCAUCUCCAGCAAAAGAAGCUUCUCGGGUCUAACUGGAUCCCAGAGACUGAAGUGAGCUUUGUCUGAUGCCCUGCUUCUAGGAGACGGUGGUUUGUGUCAGGAAACAAGCGUCCUGCCUUGGCUGAGCGUUCCUGUCACACGUUCUUCAUUUUCUUUCUCUCUGUUAGUUUGGAGAACGUUUUAACAUGAUGAUGCUUGACUGUACAGUGCAUUAUGAAGGUCUUUAUUGCCUGACAUAUUUUAUUUAAUAUAUACUAUUGUUGAUGAUGGAUCUUUAGUGCCUGAAAGCACUUUACUGCUUUUAUUUUUUUGUAUUUGUGUUUCAAAGGAGCCAGAAUUAUCUGAUCGGUCACUCUGAGUUUAACACGCAGGCUGAACACGAAAAUGGUCUCCUUCACCUGUCUCCUGCAUUAGCUUCUGAAAAAAAUAGAUGAUGAAACUGUACGAUCAGAAAGUCCUGACUGAUCUAUGUCGCACUGUCACUUAACAUUUAUGGACUCCUCCAUCUUGACUCACGACGGGGAAAGCUGUUAUUGGUUUAGCUUCUAGCAAACAACAAAGAACGACUCGCCUAGUAGAAGCUAACUGUUAGCAUUAGCAACUCCACCACAUGGCAGAUCUCCUCCAGGCUUGUUAUUUUUGGUUGUAAAACAUCAACAUUGCAGAACAAACAAACUCAGUGGUAGAGUCACGUGAAGCGAGAUGUCCAAAUACCAGAAAAUAAGACUCAAACCCCACUGUAUGAAGCUCUCCUCUGAUCUGGCAAUCUUCUAGUUCCUGAAACUGGCGCACCAGAGCUUUUUUUCCCCCAGGGUACAACUCACAAAGCAUUCAUUCCUACUAGAGGCCACUGCAGAUGUAUUAAAAAUGGGAGUGAAGAACCUGUUAAUUAACAAUCCAGCAUUUUCCCCAAAGAUAUCCAAAAAAAAAAAUCUUAAAUAAUACAUUUUUACUGAUUUUCACAUUUAGCCAACAAUUUUGCAUGUUUUAACUGAGUUUGCAGUGUUUGUCUAAUUCAAUUCAAUUCAAGUUUAUGUAUAUAGAGCUCCGGGAGUUGACGUCACUUCUCCCGGUAUGCAACAGUUCAAACUGAACGACGCCAUCUUGGCAGGCAGAAGCCCACUGCUGGGCUAUUUGUUAUUGUCAGAAAACUGAAUCAAACGGGAAAUAUGGUAGAUUCCUGUUGUGCCCCAGGAUGCAGAACAGACGCGGACGAGAUAAGGGAAGAGCCUUCUACAGGAUUCCCCAAGAUCCGGAACAGCGCAAACGUUGGAUCAUUGUAAUAAAACGCGCUAGCCUCCAGGCUAAAAUGAAACUGUGGGAUCCCGAGAGUAAAGGUUUUCACUUAUGCAGCGACCACAUAAUAUCAGGUACUUAAACCAACGUUUCCUCAACUGUGUAUGGUAUUUAUUUUAAUUGUUUUUAUUACGAUUCUUAGUGGGCCUCCUAGACUUAUUUUGGCGUGGCUUUUUCUGUCUCAUUACUCAUAGCAACAAGUAAACAUCACGUAAAACGUUGCCUCGUGAGUUCUGCGUGCUGCCGUUUACGUGUUUUAUGAUCACAGCAAUUAACCGGCUAAGCUGAAUUUAAUUUUUAAGCAAUGGUUGAUCAAUUGUUAGAUCACACAUAAAAAGCACUUUAGAGUGCUAUUAUCUUUCUCACAGAGACAGAUCCCAGACAGAUCCUGAGACGCUCCUGCCUGACAUAUUUAUUUUAUUCACGGAAAAAAAUCAAACUAGUGAUUUCUCUUGGCGUUCAGUUUAUACUUUCAAACAGCACAGCACUCUAUUUAAAUUUCUUACAUGGACAGAGUAAGACGAGGGAAAAUUAACAAGGAAAUUAUAAAUGUCAGGGUAUCUCAAACCCUGUAAGAGGUCCGCCCUGACAGCUUCUGGCGUUUUUAAAAAGUAUCCCAGGGGCACGGUAAGGGUCGGAAAUGUUUAGUCUAUUUAAUUUCUGACUAUAUAAAACGAAUUUCUUUGGUUUUAAAGUGUGAAGUAAACUCAGACGGAGUAAAAUCCAAGCCGAUCCCGUUCAUUUUGUUUACCUUUGUUGCCUGCCAACAUGGCGUCUACUCUCUGAGAGUCACGUGACGUCCGGAGCUCUAUAGAGCCAAAUCACGACAAGAGUCGUCUCAAGGCACUUCACAUGGUAAACGUUCCAAUACAGGUCAGUUCUAAAAAGAUAAGGUAACAGGUCAAAUAGAAUACAAAAUAAAAGCAUCAAAUAGGAUAGAUGGAUGGUUUGUUGCUAAAUAAUCUUUAAUUUUUUAACACAUGAAAGGUGUUAAAGGUGUUUUUGAGACAAGUUGCUGAAACUAAACUAAAAAUACAGUUUAAGAUUUUUGUCAUUUUAUUGGUAGAACACUGGCUCUUGAGUUCCCAGUCUUUAAUGGGUUUGAGUUUGAGUUUGACCGAUGUAGAGGCCAUUGUUGAGUGACUUAAUAAGUCCAAGAACUGAACGAUAAAAGCUAAAAAAUGGUAAAAAAAAUGGUGUGAAUAAAAAUUUUUCUAAAUUUCAGAACCCCCAUAGAACCGAUGCCAAGGCUGCUUCCACAGAUUGAAAGAAAGAUUUGAUUCCUUAGAGGCAAUAAUCCAAAGAAAUGAGGGUGGCUUAAGUUUUUUUUCUGCCUCAUUUGACUGAACAAUACUUUGUGUUAUUUAAGUAUUGAAGGCGUGUGGCGACUUGUCUAAAAGCAGGCAGCUGUAAUCUUCUGGUUGCCCAAGAUGACAGAGUAACUGUUGACAUGUGGCAGAAUGCUGAGAGUAAAGUUACACACACACGCGCGCGCGCACCCACUCUACAACCAAUCACCUUCUCUCACUGGGUGGGCAUGGCGACUGGAGAUCUGUGAGUCAGGAUCAUCUGGAACUCGUCGGUUUUCUCAGUGUGCCGUUGUCUUUGUGUGGAACGCUUCCAACAUUUUGAGUCACUGGGAAUGAAUUGACAAAGUUAGCUGCAGCAGUUGAUUUCUAGCAUUUUCUGAGUUUGAUGAUUGGAUUUGGUCAUCUUUUUCUGUCAUCUUAUCCAAAACAGGUUACCACAGAAAUCCGACCGAAUGGAAACAUAACUGGAGAGGAGCCAAUGAGUUUUCUUUAUCUCUGAGCAAAGUGAAGAUAAAUACGUGGUGGGAGCGGUGGUGAGGAGGAGGAAGAGAAGGAAGGUCACCAGUAGCCUAUUUUAGGUGCCUCAUUAAUCUGGAUGGUAGAUGAUGGAUAAAAGAGGAUGAUGUGGACCUGGAAUGAAAGGAUCCUUUGAAGUAAUUAUAUCUAAAUAACAGUAAUUACUGUAGUAUUCAUGACUGUUGAGAUUUUUAGUUGGUACAGUGAGCAUUGUGGCUUUGUUGCUGGGCAGAUUAAGGAAAUGUUGUUCUGAUUUUGGCAGAAGAAAACUUUGUGACUCAUGAACCACAAAGUAAAACAGCAGACAGGCAUUAACGGAAAACUGAGCGACAUUUUUUAAUCGACGGAGGAGGGGUGGGGGUCAGAUUUCAGCUUUUCUUGCCUGUUUUUGAGGGGAGUGGAAGAAAUGGACGAGAAUUAAAUAAAACAAAAUUUACCCGAAGUAACCGGGCUGCUCUCCGGGUACUCCGGCUUCCUCCCACAGUCCAGAAACAUGAUUGUUAGGUUGAUUGGUCUGUCUAAAUUGUCCUUAGGUGAGUGAGUGAGUGUGUGUGUGUGUGUGUGUGUGUGUGUGUGUGUGUGUGUGUGUGUGCAUGAUUGUUUGUCCUGUGUGUCUCUGUGUUGCCCUGCAAUGGACUGGCACUCUGUCCAGGGUGUACCCUGCCUGAUUGCCCAUUGACCGCUGGAGAUAGGCACCAGUUCCCCCACGACCCUACAUGGACAAGCGGGUUUGGACAAUGGAUGGAUGGAUGGAUGGAUGGAUG
Molecule: messenger RNA, 7426 nt
Organism: Nothobranchius furzeri (turquoise killifish)
Lineage: Eukaryota; Metazoa; Chordata; Actinopteri; Cyprinodontiformes; Nothobranchiidae
Source: RefSeq, a predicted model, not a curated record